Molecule: messenger RNA, 1670 nt
Organism: Nasonia vitripennis (jewel wasp)
Lineage: Eukaryota; Metazoa; Arthropoda; Insecta; Hymenoptera; Pteromalidae
Product: facilitated trehalose transporter Tret1-like
Exons: 3
Coding region: 128-1546 (472 amino acids)
Biological process (GO): transmembrane transport
Cellular component (GO): membrane
Molecular function (GO): transmembrane transporter activity
Source: RefSeq, a predicted model, not a curated record
ACACAGAGCGCGCGUCUCCGAAUUCGCUCAAAAAGUCGCGCGCGAGCGCGUCAGUUCGGCGAUACGAUAAGUUCUCGCGUGCUGCAGCACGUCCCGCGGAAAUACUUAGCCGAUUAAAUCUUCGAUUAUGGGAGUCGAGAGAGGAAAGUACGCGAGCCCCGAGGGUAGCAAGAGCUGGGAGUACCUGGCCUCGGGCGCCUGUUCGGUGCUGAUGUUCUGCGUCGGCUCGUCGAUCGGCUGGAACUCGCCGAGCAGCGUCAAACUGACGGCCGAGGACUCGCCCAGGAGGAUGUCCUCGGCGGAGCUCUCGAGCCUCAUGUCGCUCAUAGCCAUAGGCCAGAUGCUCGCCCCGCCGCUGAACUCGCUCAUCGUCGACCGCAUCGGCAGGAAGAACACUAUCCUCAUCGGAGGGCUGCCCCUGGCCUUCGGCUGGUGCCUCAUCGCUAUGGCCGAGGGCGUCCCGGUGCUGUACGUCGCUCGCUUCCUGGCUGGCCUGUCCCAGGGCAUCGCCUACUGCGCCUGCUACAUGUACGUGGGCGAGGUGGCCUCGACGGAGGUUCGCGGCGUGGCCAACGUCCUGCUGAUGCUGAUGCUGAACCUGGGCAUGCUGCUGGCCUUCGGUCUGGGUCCCCUCAUGAGCAUCGUCUCCAACGCCUGGCUGAACCUGGCCCUGAGCGCGGCCUUCCUCGGCGGCUUCUCCCUCGUGCCCGAGUCGCCGUACUACCUGCUGAUGCGGGACCGGCACGAGGAGGCCGAGGCCGUGCUCGAGAAGAUUCGCGGCAGGAGCGACGUGACCGAGGAGCUCGAGCAGAUCGAGCACUCGCUGAGGAGCCUGCGCAAGCAGAAGGAGAGCGGCGGAGGCAACGACGGAGGCAGCGGCGGAGGCAGCGGCAAGCUCUGCGGACUGCUGCUGCUCGACAGGCCGAGUCUCAAGGCCAUCUGGAUAAUCGGCCUGUUCAGCGUGACCCACCACUUCGGCGGCUACAUGGCCGUCAUCAUGUACGGCCAGAGGAUCUUCCGGGACCUGGGGAUCGGCUCGAUCCUCUCCGACCACUCGGCCAGCGUGAUAAACGGCCUGGUCCAGCUGGUCUCGGUAGCCCUGACCAGUCUGCUGGUCGAGCGCUGGGGUCGCAAGCCUCUGAUCGCCCUCUCCGGGCUGCUCUCGGGCAGCUGCAACCUCUUCGUCGCGGCCUACUUCUGCUUCCCCGAGGCGUUCGCCGCGUACUCGCUCCUGGCCCUGCUGGCACUGCUGCUGCUCGUCUUCGCCUUCAACUGCGGCCUCCUCGUCGUCCAGGGCAUCCUCAUCUCGGAGCUGUUCGCCCCGGAGGUGAAGGCCCUCGGAGUCUGCCUGGUCACGAUGAACGGCGGCCUGCUCUUCACCCUCGGCACGAAGCUCUACCUGACGGUCGUCGACACCUGGCACUACGGCCACUCGCCGCCCUUCUUCUGCUUCGCCAUCGUCUGCUGGGCCGUCACCGGCCUCCUGCUCUGGAUCACACCCGAGACCAAGGGCAAGAGCCUCCUGGAGAUCCAGAAGUCUCUCUGAGCCGCGCUAUGCCUUAGCUCGCACACCAAGACUGACGCCGCUGACGAAACACAUAACACAUGUACAUACUUCUAUACCCGUAAUAGGGAAUUUUCUACGAAUAAAUGUCCGAGAUACAUCCGCA